AUGUCUACAUGUAGCAAACUCUAUUCAAUAUUAAAAUCACCUGAUAAAUUGAAAAUACCAUCUGUUGACUCUCAUAUGGAUAAGAACCCCAUGGUCCCAGCUAAACGUCUACAUACGGAGGGUAUUCUGUGGCAAUGUUGGGAAUGUGGCAAAUCGUAUGAAACUGGGUUUCGACUUUCGGAACACCUUCAGAAUUGCAAGAAAGAUGAUGAGGUUUGUGAACAACUACCCGGUUGCCCUUUCUGUCCUCGUGUAAUUAAUCAGUCAAAUGAUGCUCCUUUUCAUAUCCAUUCAUUCAAUACUCAUGUACAUAGAUUUCAUCCAGAAAUCAAGUCUUAUAUGUGCAGCUAUUGCUUGGAUUUAAUUCAUUCGUGCAAAAUCGAAGAUUUAGUAUCUCAUAUCAUCAACGUCCAUAAAAUACCUUGGAGGCCAUCUCCAGCUUCUCUAGCGCAUUUACGAGAAAAUCAACUUCCUCAUCGAGUUGUUACUUGUUUAGGAUGUGGAUGGUGCACAUUUGUUUUACGUGCUAAUAAUGCAGCGCAACCACCUACCUCUUUAGAAGCUCAUAUGAAUCGAUGUUCAUUCAAUGGUGGUCAAGUACAUCUAACGCGUUUAUCUGAAGAAACUUGUAUGUCUGCGUUAGAAAAGUAUAAAGUUUUACAAGAAUCGGAGUUGAUUAGUACUACUUUUGCUCAAUCUUUUCCACACGUACGAGGAUUUAUCGGUAAUUCUGGAUUAAGUAAUAGUCCAUUUCGUUUUCAUCGUUAUUCUGGUAACAUUGCAUCUCGUGCAACGGAUAAUGUUGAUAAUACAUCAAAUCCUAUUAGCAAUAAAAUCAAUUGCCUUUCUACAGAUAAUACUAAUAAUAAAUUAUCAAUUAAACAAAAAUCUAAAUUGGAAACAGUUUUAGAAAAAUCAGAUUUUCAACAAAAAGAAACAUUUUUUGAUAUUCCAUUAACUAUUCCACCUCCACCUCCAUUGUCACGUACUACUACUACUACUACUAAUAUUACCAAUACUACUGGUCAAAUAAAGAAAAAAUCUACUAUUGGUCGUUUAUUUGUAUGUCCAUUAUGUGGUGAUAAUGCAUUGUCUAGUUUACGUGAACGUGAUGAACAUUUACAAUCUUCACAUAAUGGUGAACUUGUUUUCCCUUGUCAGAUUUGCGGAAUGGCCUAUCCUCUUUACAUUGCCCUACGUCGACAUGCUGCACUUCAACAUGAUUCUGACUUUGAUACAGUUCGUUAUGGUCCAUCAGAUCUAUUGGAAUGUGAACCAAUUGAAUGCCCAGAAUGUCAUCUUGUAGCUUUUCAAGAUGCAGUUGUAUUAAAACUUCACAUUAAUCGAGUACAUAAGAAAUUACAACAAAAUAUAACACUUACAUCUAAGGAUUCUCAACCAGUUGAAGAUUUAGAAGUACCUUCCAAACCGCCGAAAAUUAGCAAAACCAAAGCAACUAAUCUUUCAAUUCAAAAAAAGACUUCAUUAAAAACUACUCGCCGUCGAGAUAUUACUGCGACUAAUGCAACUACUACUACUACUACUACUACUACUACAGUAAAUCGUUCACGAACUCAACCGAAAAUUAGUAAACCUAAAGUUAAACAUAAAUUAUCUAUUAUUAGUGGUGAAUCAGAAAUUCUCACUGAUAAUAAUAAUAAUCAUCUUAAUCGUUCAUCAUUAAAUGAUGUAUUAUUACAAGAUACUAAUAGUAGUGAAUUUGAACGUAUGUUAAGUUCAAUUGAUGGUAAAUCUGCUCCAGCAUCUUGUCGAUAUUGUCAUAUUGAAGUGGAUAAUUUAAAAGAAUUACAUCUUCAUUUGGAAUUAGAACAUUUAAAUCCUGAUAAUGAUAUUGAACAACUUGGUUGUCAAGUAUGUGGUCGAGUUUUUUUUGGUUCAGGUGGACGAAUUGAUUUAAUUGGACAUUUACGUGCACUUCAUCAAGAUGAUUUUCUUCAAAAUAUUUUAAAAUGUCCACGUGCUGAAAAAUUCGGACAAGAUAUUACUACUACUACUAAUAAUAAUAAUACUACUACUAAUAAUAAUGAUGGUAAUGAUAAUAAUAUAAGUCAUGAAUCUAUUCAAUCAUGUAAAGCACAUUUCUCUUCACCACGUCUACGUCAAUUACAUAUUUCUAUGUCGAAUAAUAAUAAUAAUAAUAAUAAUAAUAAUACAUUACCAAAUACAGAAUUUUCAUGUCCUAUUAUAUUUAAUGAUAAACAAUAUUUAACAGAUCAAAUUAAAAAUUUAAUUUUACAAACAGAAAUUGCAGCAGAUCAAUGUGGUAUUAUGAUAUUAGCAUAUUGUUGUCCUAAUUGUUCACGUUUAUUUGUUGGAGAUAAUGUGCAUACAAGAUUUGAAUCACAUCGUAGUACAUGUGAAGCGGUAGCAACAACAACAACAGCAACAAUAAGUGAUAAUAUGGAAGAGUCAAUACAUCCUAUAGAAUCAGAUCAUAGUAUUGUUUCUAGUCCACAUAGUAAUGAAGUUUCUGAUUUACCAUUAGAAUUUUUAGAACCUAUAAAAACAUCAAAUGAUAAAUGUAUUACUGAAAGUCAAACUACAUAA
Messenger RNA from Schistosoma spindalis, 2568 nucleotides. Lineage: Eukaryota; Metazoa; Platyhelminthes; Trematoda; Strigeidida; Schistosomatidae. The record is from the annotation of a GenBank genome assembly.